Ipomoea nil (Japanese morning glory) is the source of this 494-nucleotide messenger RNA. Its product is annotated as two-component response regulator ARR17-like. The record is from RefSeq and is a predicted model, not a curated record. Gene Ontology annotation, biological process: cytokinin-activated signaling pathway; phosphorelay signal transduction system. Bases 39 to 494 code for a protein of 151 amino acids. The transcript has 5 exons. Lineage: Eukaryota; Viridiplantae; Streptophyta; Magnoliopsida; Solanales; Convolvulaceae.
UCUGCAUUCUUUUUGUUGAAAUUAAGGAAAAGAAAAUAAUGGCUUGCCCUUCAUCAAUGGCAAUGGGGGAAAAUGGGGAAGAUGAAGUAAUCCAUGUGCUGGCUGUUGAUGACGAUCCAAUUAACCUUAUCAUCCUUGAGAAAUUGCUCAAGUCCUCUUCUUGCAAAGUAACAACGGCAGGAAAUGGAGUGAGAGCUUUGGAGUACCUGGGGUUAUUAGCAGGGGAUGUCCAACACAACUCUCCAAACACCAACGUACCAAAGGUGGAUUUGAUAAUAACAGAUUACUCCAUGCCUGAAAUGAAUGGCUAUGAGCUUCUUAAGAAAGUCAAGGACUCAGCCAUGUUUAAGGAUGUUCCAGUUGUGGUGAUGUCAUCCGAAAACAUUCCAAGUCAGAUAAACCAAUUCAUGGAGGCAGGAGCUAAGAUGUUCAUCCUGAAGCCUUUCAAGCUAGCUGAUGUGAACCAACUCAAAUCUCAGUUAAUGCAAUCCUGA